Molecule: messenger RNA, 5817 nt
Organism: Nerophis ophidion (straightnose pipefish)
Lineage: Eukaryota; Metazoa; Chordata; Actinopteri; Syngnathiformes; Syngnathidae
Gene: usp13
Product: ubiquitin specific peptidase 13
Exons: 21
Coding region: 192-2774 (860 amino acids)
Biological process (GO): protein deubiquitination
Molecular function (GO): protein binding; zinc ion binding; cysteine-type deubiquitinase activity
Source: RefSeq, a predicted model, not a curated record
GUCACGUCACGUCACGUCACGUCAGGUCACGUCACGUCACGUCACGUCACGUCACGUCACGUCACGUCAGGUCCAGCUGCUCCCGCCCGCCCCCCGCGAAGGACGCAGGAAUGCAGUUAAAAAUAUCCUCCUCCUCCUCGCCGGCCUGACAUCUCCGGUGCUGGCAGACGCGCUGAAGCGGGGAAGAAGAGAUGGCCGCGGACGUGGGAGAGCUGCUGGUCCCUUACAUGCCCACCGUCAGAGUUCCCAAGGCCGGGGACAGAGUCUUCAAGAGCGAGUGUGCCUUCUCCUUCGACUCUCCGGAAUCAGAGGGAGGUUUGUACGUGUGCAUGAACACCUUCCUGGGCUUUGGACGGGAACACGUGGAGAGACAUUUCCGCAAAACGGGCCAGAGUGUUUACAUGCACCUCAAGCGGCACGUGAAAGAAAAAGCCAGCGGGGCUGCAGGGGGCGCCAUCCCCCGCCGACGCAACGGGAAAGUCUUUCUGGAGUUGGAGCUCAACCGGGAUUUUAACGGCGAGGAGUACGAGUGCGAGGACGAGGCCAAGCUGGUUAUUUUCCCAGACCACUUUGAGAUCCCCUUGCCCAAUAUUGAGGAGUUACCUGCUCUGGUGACCAUCGCCUGUGAUGCUGUUCUGAAUGCAGCCUCCGCCUACAAGAAGCAGGAGUCCGAGUCCUGGGAGGAAGACCUCCAGGUGUCCCGGCAUGCCAGGACUCUCUCACAGCUGGACAAUGGAGUCCGCAUCCCCCCCAGCGGCUGGAAGUGUGACAAGUGUGAGAUGAGAGACAAUCUGUGGCUCAACCUGACGGACGGCGCCGUGCUGUGUGGAAAGUGGUUCUUUGACGGCAGCGGCGGGAACGGUCACGCUCUGGACCACUACAAGGAGACCAAGUACCCGCUGGCCGUGAAACUGGACACCAUCACCCCGGAUGGAGCAGACGUUUAUUCCUUCGAGGAGGAGGAGGCAGUGUUGGACCCGCACCUGUCGCAGCACUUGUCCCACUUUGGAAUAGACAUGCUCCACAUGCAGAAGAGAACAGAGAACGGCCAGCACACAGACAACAACACCCGGCCGAUGGUCAGCGAGUGGGAGGUGAUCCAGGAGUCGGGCAUGAAACUGAAGGCCGUGUACGGGUCAGGUUACACGGGCAUGAAGAACCUGGGCAACAGCUGCUACCUCAGCACCGUCAUGCAGGUCCUCUUCAGCAUCCCCCACUUCCAGAGGACGUAUGUCGGGAACCUUCAAAGGAUUUUUGACUAUUCACCCCUUGACCCCACGCAGGACUUUGCCACGCAAAUGGCCAAACUGGGCCACGGGCUCCUCUCAGGCCAGUACUCCAAGCCGCCCGUGAAAUGUGAGCUGAUUGAACAGGUGAUGAAAGAAGAAUACAAGCACCAACAGAAAGGCGUCUCUCCUCGGAUGCUGAAGGCCUUGGCCAGCCGGGGACACCCAGAGUUUUCCUCGGACAGACAACAAGACGCCCACGAGUUCCUCAUGCACAUCAUCAACUUGGUGGAGAGGAACAGUAGCAGCUCAGAGAAUCCCAGCGACGCCUUCCGCUUCCUGGUGGAGGAGCGAGUCCAGUGCUGCCAGACACGGCGGGUGCGAUACAGCCAGAGGGUGGACUACUGCAUCCAGAUGCCGGCACCCAUGGAGGCGGCGACAAACGCAGAGGAGCUUCUGGCUUACGAGGUGAAGCGGAGAGAAGCCGAGGAGAAGAUGACAGCUCCUCCAGAGCCGGUCAGAGCUCGCAUCCCCUUCAGUGCGUGCCUGCAGGCCCUCACCGAGCCCCACAACGUGCCCGACUUCUGGAGCUCGGCUCUGCAGGCCAAGUCAGCAGGAGUCAAGACGUCACGUUUCGCCUCCUUUCCAGAAUAUCUGAUCGUCCAAAUCAAAAAGUUCACAUUUGGAGUGGACUGGGUGCCAAAGAAAUUGGAUCUGGCCAUAGAUGUUCCAGACUUCCUUGAUCUGAGUCGUCUGCGGGCCACAGGACUUCAGGCAGGUGAAGAGGAACUUCCAGACCUCAUGCCGCCCAUUGUGCUGCCCGAGGACACGACAGAUACCUCCAUGAGCUCCUUGGACUCUCCAGAGAUCGACGAGGUGGCGGUCAUGCAGCUGGCGGAGAUGGGCUUCCCGCUGGAGGCCUGCAGGAAGGCCGUCUACUACACGGGCAACAUGGGCCCGGAGAUGGCCUUCAACUGGAUCAUAGCCCACAUGGAGGAGCCCGACUUUGCAGAGCCCCUCCUUCUCCCCUCCAUGCUGGACCCCGGCCCCGCCCCCGACAGCAUCCUGGGCAACACCCGGCUGGACAACUCACCCCCUGAGGAGAGCAUCGCCAUCCUCACUUCCAUGGGCUUCCCUCGCACUCACGGCAUCCAGGCACUGCGAGCCACGAACAACAACCUGGAAAGAGCGCUGGACUGGAUCUUCACACACCCCGAGGAGGAGGAGCAGCACAGCGAUGCCCUUUCCAACAUGGCCGACACAGAGCCCAACGAGAACGCCGUCUCCAACGCCAACUCGCACAGCGACUCCACGCUGUCCCCAGGCGGGGACACGUCGGGGCCGCGGGUCAAAGACGGACCAGGACGUUAUGAGCUGUUUGCACUCAUCAGUCACAUGGGAGCCUCAACCAUGUCUGGACAUUAUGUUUGUCACAUUAAGAAGGAAGGAAGGUGGGUGAUCUACAACGACCACAAGGUGUGUUUAUCAGAAAGACCUCCAAAAGACUUGGGCUACAUCUACUUUUACCAUCGACUGUCCAGCAGUUAGACGUCAUCAUCUUCAUCUUCAUUUUCAUCUUCAUCUUCAUCAAUGAACUGCUGCCUUUUCACCUGCCUCCGUGGUAACCAUGGCGACACCUCCCUCAGUCAGCCCGCCGCGCCCACCAGGUCAGUGAGGAGCAACUCUGGUCACCGAGGGAGGGAAACAUCUUCUUCGUACGCUUUGCUUCAAAGUGUGUGUGCGCGUGUGUGUGUGUCUGUUUGUGUGUGUGUCUGUGUGUCUGUCUGUGUUUGUGUGUGUGUGUGUGUGUCUGUUUGUGUGUGUGCGCGUGUGUGUGUGUGUCUGUGUGUGUGUGUGUGUGUGUGUCUGUUUGUGUGUGUGUGUGUGAGAGAGUGAUGCCUUCAGGGGGCGUCUCAGGUACCUUAGUGUGCAGGUGUGUCCAACAGCACAACACUGCCAACACAUUUCAGUUCUCACAACAAGGGUUUUCUUCUUUCAAGCUUUGAAAAGCACAAAUAUUUUUGGACACCAGACCGAGUUAUGAAGGGAAUUAAUUUGAAGACAUUUUGGGUUUUUUCCAACCCUGACAGGAUGUUCUCCUUUGCCGCUUUUAUUUGGCUGAAGGCACUUUUUUUUUUUUUAGGAACAGUUAUGAAAGAAGGGAAUAAAAUGGUGUUUAGUUCCAGUAUUACUGGAAGCCCACCUGGGAAACAGCGUCCACUACAGUGGACAUUUAGCCUUUUUAGCUCCAUUGCUUUGAUUUAUAAACAUCUGGGGAAUAAUUUAGUCCACUGCAGUGGACAUUUAGCAUGUUGAAGUUUACAAACAUCUGUGUAGAAAUGAAGUCCACUACAGUGGACAUGUUGCCUUUUUAGGUCCAUUUACUUGAUUUAUUUACAUCUGGGUAAAUAUUUAGUCCACUUUUAAGUCAAUUUCUCUGGUUUACAAACAUUAGGGUUGAUAUAUAGUCCACUGCAGUGGACAUUUAGCCUUUUUAAGUCAAUUUCUUGUUUUAUAAACAUCUGGGGAAAUAUUUAGUACACUGCAGUGGACAUUUAGCCUUUUUAAGUCCAUUUCUUUGUUUUAUAAACAUAUGGGGAAAUAUUUAGUCCACUUUUAAGUUAAUUUCUUUGGUUUACAAACAUUUGGGUUGAUAUAUAGUCCACUGCAGUGGACAUUUAGCCUUUUUAAGUCCAUUGCUUUGGUUUAUAAACAUCUGGGUAAAUAUUUAGUCCACUGCAGUGGACAUUUAUCCUUUUCAGGUCUAUUUAAUUGGUUUACAAACAUCUGGGUAAAUAUUUAGUCUACUACAGUGGACAUUUUGCCUUUUGAGGUCCAUUUAUUUGAUUUAUUAACAUCUGGGGAAAUUUUAUGUCACUGCAGUGGACAUUUAGCCUUUUUAAGUCCAUUGCUUUGGUUUACAAACAUUUGGGUUGAUAUUUAGUCCACUGCAGUGGACAUUUAGCGUUUUCAGGUCUAUUUAAUCGGUUUACAAACAUCUGGGUAAAUAUUUAGUCCACUGCAGUAGACAUUUAGCCUUUUUAAGUCAAUUUCUUUGGUUUACAAACAUCUGGGUAAACAUUUAGUCUACUACAGUGGACAUUUUGCCUUUUUAGGUCCAUUUAUUUGAUUCAUUAACAUCUGGGGAAAUUUUAUGUCACUGCAGUGGACAUUUAGCCUUUUUAAGUCCAUUGCUUUGGUUUACAAACAUUUGGGUUGAUAUUUAGUCCACUGCAGUGGACAUUUAACCUUUUUAAGUCCAUUUCUUUGGUUUAUAAACAUCUGGGUAAAUAUUUAGUCCACUGCAGUAGACAUUUACCCUUUUUAUGUAUGUAUGUAUGUAUGUAUGUAUACAUGUGUGUGUGUAUAUAUAUAUAUAUAUAUAUACAUAUAUAUAUAAUAUAUAUAUACAUAUAUAUGUAUAUAUGUAUAUAUAAACCGUAUAGACAUACAUAUAUGUGUAUAUAUAUACUGUAUAUACAUUUAUGUAUUUAUAUGUAUAUAUCUGUGUGUGUAUAUAUAUAUGUGUGUACAUGUAUACAUAUGUGAAUAUAUAUAUAUACAUGUAUGUAUAUAUAUAUAUAUAUAUAUGUAUGUGUGUGUGUAUAUAUAUAUAUAUAUAUAUAUAUAUAUAUAUAUAUAUAUAUAUAUAUAUAUACAUAUAUAUAUAUAUAUAUAUAUAUAUAAGCUUAUGCACAAGACAAUGGACACUUGUGUUGUGCAUAACAUCGUUAUUUCCCCUCAGAUAUUUGUAAAUUAAAGAAAGAAAGCUAAAAACAAAUGUUAAACAAACAAACAAGUUACACAAUUCAGGAAAAAACACAAAAACAAACUAUAACUUCUUAUGAAAAACGCAAAUGUCCACUGUAGUGGACGCUGGUUCUCAACGGGCUUUCCAAACAGGUGUGUUUACUACUUGUGUUUUCCAAGUGUGUCACUCCCACUGAUCAGUGAUCACUUCCUGCGUCGCUCACUCACCAGCGAGCGAGUGCCUUCGUUCAUGCAACCAACCCUGCUUCCAUACUUAGGGAAAUAUCGAACGCAUUUUUUACAUAAAAAUCGAUCACGUGCCUAUCGAGAUAUUUAUCGAUAUCCUUUUAUUGCCCAGCCUUAGUUCUGACUUAUUUCUGCAUAGUAGACUCGCUAUUGGAAGCGCUGCAAACUACCAAUACAAGAACGAUGUCAAAGUGGAGGCACGUGAGUAAGAGCGGCUUGAAGACGGCGUGUAGAACAUAAUACCAGCCCUUUAAAGACUUCUUUAAUCCUGUUGUCCAACUCAGGUGUGUCACUUCUUGCUAUGUGUCUUGUACGUCUUCCUGGUGCUGAGUCCUGCGUGUGCGCUCUUUUUGUCAGUCCUCCCUCGCCGCAGGUCGCUCUCCAAAAGGUUCCGUCGCCCUUUUCUCCGCUAGCAUGUGCGCUAUAAGCGUCUGUGGUAGCCGUUUUGGAUCCUGCUCCCGGAACCUUCAUCCGCUUCUUUUGUUGCCGUUCUUUGGUUCCGCUGAGGGUUGUUAGAAUGUGUGCGGCACAGAAUGUGAGUUGUGGUGCCGCUGUUUGCCUCGCAUCCUUUAAUAAACACUUUUGUCCAGACUGA